AUGUUGCCCCUUGAAGGCCGCAGCCAGUCGAUUUUCAUCGUUACUACUGUCUUCCUCGGCAUCUCAUUUAUUGCCGUAUGUCUACGAUGCUUCGUACGGAUACGACUUGUCAAGGCCUUUGGCUGGGAUGAUGCCUUUAUGGUAUGCGCAAUGUUGUUGAAUAUAUUGUUCGCUCUAUGCGGUAUCACUGGCGCAUUCUAUGGACUCGGACAAAAAUCCGAUGAUCUGGUGGAGAGGGGUACGUUGGAAACCGCAAUGUUUUGGUGGUGGCUCGGUCAAACCAGCUAUGUCUGGACCUGUGCCCUGGCCAAGAUCUCCAUUGCACUCGCCCUCCUCCGCUUGACGGUUUCCAAGCCACAUAAACUCGUGUUAUGUACUGUCAUUGGAGUUACUUGUACUAUUGGUAUCGUCUUCUGGUUCAUGUUGACACUGCAAUGUCAACCGGUUGCGUUCUUUUGGCAACGAGUUCGCCUUUUGACGGACCCUCAUGCCAAUGUUUCUGGCACCUGCAUGAACCUUGACCAUAUCAUUAACAUGGCCUAUGUCUACAGUGUCACUGCUACAAUCUGUGAUCUUACCCUGGGUCUUUUGCCUAUUGCCCUAGUGUGGAACUUGCAGAUGAGGCUAAGGACCAAGGUUGCAUUGGCGGGCAUUCUGGGAAUGGGAUGCAUUGCGAGCGCAGCAGUCAUCAUUCGCAUUCCCUUCUUGCACGACUACAAGGAUGUUGACUUCCUAUACGCAACCGCCAACAUCUCAAUCUGGUCCAAUGUCGAAGCCAGCCUCGGAAUUGCCGCAGGCAGUCUGGUAACCCUUCGACCCUUAUUCCGCUGGUUCCGCGACCCCAGCUCGGGAGGAGGAAGCAAGAGCAAAACGAAGCGCACCGGCGGCAGCAUCCCCCUCUCAAGCGUCAAUGGAGUACGCUCCACUACGUCCAAUCCACAAUACUGGCGGCCAGACCUAGACCGGGAAGACCAACAUACGGUGAUUACGACGAUUCAAACCUCGAAUGAGUCCGCGACUAGCCGGACGAGUAGCCAAGAAGAUCUGAAUCCGACAAACGGCGGCACAUUCUUUCAGGGGGUGAAUGUCCAAAAAUCGUUCUACGUUUCGGAAGAUCACUCAUCCUAA
This is a messenger RNA of Penicillium samsonianum, 1128 nucleotides long. RefSeq lists its product as uncharacterized. The transcript is spliced from 5 exons. The coding region runs from base 1 to 1128 and encodes 375 amino acids. NCBI's taxonomy places the organism in Eukaryota, Fungi, Ascomycota, Eurotiomycetes, Eurotiales, Aspergillaceae. The record is from RefSeq and is a predicted model, not a curated record.